This is a messenger RNA of Trifolium pratense (red clover), 3638 nucleotides long. RefSeq names its product disease resistance protein RPV1-like. Gene Ontology annotation, molecular function: ADP binding. The coding region runs from base 321 to 3548 and encodes 1075 amino acids. The transcript is spliced from 5 exons. Gene Ontology annotation, biological process: defense response; signal transduction. NCBI's taxonomy places the organism in Eukaryota, Viridiplantae, Streptophyta, Magnoliopsida, Fabales, Fabaceae. The record is from RefSeq and is a predicted model, not a curated record.
AAUAUUACUAUCUUUAGUUACCUUAACUAGUGCCCCGGAAGCACCGGUUAACAUUUUCCUAAAACUUUAACCAACAUUCCUGUUUUAAAACUGAGACAAAAGUUUACUGAUUUACUAGAUCACUAGUGAUGGUGAUCUACAUUUUUAAUUUAUUUACUUACUUUAUAGUCAACCUGAGUAGUAAACUCAACAAACAUAUAGUACCAAAGAUGUUUUGAAUUUUGAUAGUAUCUCAUAUAUCAUAUUAGUCUUUGUUUGUUCAGCAUUUGUGCUUUGUCUUGUAAUAAUCGUUGACUUAGAUUGAAAUUUUGAUCCAAACAAUGUCUUCCUCCUCAGAUCAUCCAUGGAUCUAUGACGUGUUCAUAAGUUUCAGAGGAAAAGAUACUCGUCAGACCUUUGUUUCUCAUCUCUAUGCUGGACUCUCAAACGCGGGAAUCCACACUUUUCUUGACGAUGAGAAGCUUAGAAAAGGAAAUAAGCUGGGAGCAGAACUAGAGAGAGCAAUAGAAGGGUCUAAGAUAUCUAUUGUGGUUCUCUCACCGAACUAUGCAGGAUCUAGCUGGUGUCUUAACGAACUGGUACACAUCAUGGACUGCCAAAAAACUUAUGGCCAGCUGGUUUUACCCGUAUUUUACUAUGUUGACCCGACGUUUGUCCGUAAGCAGACUGGUGAAUUUGGAAAAAUCUUGCAAGUUACAGCAAGAAAAAAAGAAGUUUGCAUGUCCAAGUGGAGGACGGCACUCAAUGAUGUUGCAAAUCUAGCCGGUUGGGAUUCCAAGACUAUCAGGAAUGACGGUGAACUGGUGAAGAAAAUUGUUAAGGACAUUUUGAAAGAAAUUAAUGUCAUGACAUCGAUGUCAAUUACUAAAUUUCCGGUUGGAUUGGAAUCCCGGGUACAAAAAGUGACCAAUUUUAUUGAUGAUCAAUCAAGCAAAGCCUGUAUGAUAGGGAUAUGGGGAAUGGGUGGAUCCGGAAAAACAACUAUGGCCAAAGCUAUCUACAAUCAAAUCCAUUUUAAAUUCAAGGGCAGAACAAGUUUCGUUGAAAGUAUUAGAGAAGUUUGUGAUAAUAAUAAUAGAGGGAUUAUUCAUUUACAAGAACAACUUCUUUCAGAUCUCCUCCAAAUAAAACAGAAGAUUCACAGCAUUGCGUUGGGGAUAACUAAGAUUGAGUCAAGACUUCGGGGGCAAAAGGCUUUGGUCGUACUUGAUGAUGUGACCAAGUCUGAACAAUUGAAAGCCCUGUGUGCAAAUCCUAAGAUGUUUGGUUCUCAAAGUGUAUUGAUUAUUACAACUAGAGAUCUACGCCUUCUCAAUUCACUUGGUGCUGACCAUGUCUUCACAAUGACGGAAAUGGACAAAAUACAGUCCCUUGAACUUUUCAGUUGGCAUGCUUUUCGACAACCAAAUCCUAGAGAAGAUUUUACAAAACUCUCUAGAAAAGUAGUUGCUUAUUGUGGAGGAUUACCACUGGCUCUUGAAGUCCUUGGAUCUUAUUUAUCUGAGAGAACAAAACAAGAAUGGAAAAGUGCACUGUCAAAAUUAGAGAAAAUUCCCAAUGAUCAAGUGCAAGAGAAACUGAGAAUUAGCUACGAUUGUUUAGAAGAUCAUACAGAAAAGGAUAUAUUUCUUGACAUAUGUUGUUUCUUCAUUGGAAAGAAUAGAGCUGAUGUUACGGCGAUACUUAAUGGUUGUGGACUUCAUGCGGAUAUUGGAAUAGCUGUCCUCAUAGAGCGCAGCCUUGUAAAAGUUGAAAAGAAUAACAAGCUUUGGAUGCAUGAUUUGCUACGAGACAUGGGAAGAGCAAUUGUUGGUGAAAGUUCAGCAAAAGAGCCUGCAAAGCAUAGCCGACUGUGGUUUCGUGAGGAUGUGCUGGAUGUUUUGUCAAAAAAUACUGGAACAGAAACGGUUGAGGGAUUGAUUUUGAAGUUGCAAAGAACAGGAAAAGUUAGCUUCAGUACUAAUGCUUUCCAGGAGAUGAAAAAACUGAGGCUUUUAAAAUUUGAUUGUGUUGACCUUAUCGGAGAUUAUGGGUUAAUUUCCAAACAACUGAGAUGGGUUGAUUGGCAACGGUUCACCUUCAAAUUUAUACCGAAUGACUUUGAUCAAGGAAAUCUAGUUGUUUUAGAAUUAAAAUAUAGCAAUGUUAGACAAGUUUGGCAGGAGACCAAGAUGUUGGAGAAGCUAAAAAUUCUCAAUCUCAGUCAUUCCAGGCACUUGAAAAGCACCCCUGACUUUUCAAAAAUACCGAAUCUAGAAAAGUUAAUUAUGGAGGAUUGCCAAAGUUUGUCAGAGAUACACCCGUCCAUCGGAGAUCUCAAGAACCUCCUUCUGAUAAAUUUGAGGGACUGUACAAGUCUUGACAAUCUCCCGAGAGAGGUGUAUCGAUUGAUAUCAGUGAAAACUCUCAUUCUUUCUGGUUGUUCAAAGAUUGACAAAUUGGAAGAAGAUAUAGUGCAAAUGGAAUCCUUGACAACUCUAAUUGCAGCAAAUACUGGUGUCAAACAAGUACCAUUUUCAAUAGUAAGAUUACAAAGCAUUGGAUAUAUAUCUCUAUGUGGAUAUGAAGGAUUAUCGCGUGAUAUUUUUCCUUCUCUCAUUCAGUCAUGGAUGUCUCCAGCCAAAAAUUUCCUACCCCAUAUUUCUGCAUUUGGAGGAAAUUCAUUGUCUCUAGUUUCCUUGGAUAUAGUAGAGAGUAAUAAUAUGAGCUCUCAAAUUCAAACGCCAACGAUUACCAUCCUUUCAAAACUUAGAAGUGUUUUGGUUCAAUGCCACUCAGAGAUUCAACUGACACAAGAAUUUAAAAAAUUUGUUGAUGAUCUAUAUGAUGUGAAUUUAACUGCGUCGGAAACAACAUCACAUGGACCACAAAUCUCAAAUCUUUCUUUGAGAUCACUUUUGUUUGGAAUGGGAAGUUCCCAAAUAGUCAUCAACACUAUUAGGAACAGCUUAUCACAGGGAUUGAGAACCAAUUCUAGUGAUUCUUUCCUUCCGGGUGACAAUUAUCCUUCUUGGCUAGCUUAUAAAUGCGAAGGACCUUCGGUACUUUUCCAAGUGCCUGAGGAUAGUGAUUGUGGUAUGAAGGGAAUAGCUUUAUGUGUUCUUUAUUCAUCAGCACUUGAAAACCUGGCAAUUGAAUGCUUCAUUAGUGUCUUCAUCAUUAAUUACGCAAAAUUCACUAUCCAAAUAUACAAGCAAGAUACAAUAAUGUCAUUUAAUGAUGAAGAUUGGCAAGGCGUAGUAUCAAAUUUAGGAGUUGGUGACAAUGUGGAGAUCUUUGUAGCUAUUGGGCAUGGAUUGACGGUUAAGGAAACCGCUGUCUAUCUAAUAAAUGAUCAGUCAAAUGAUAUGGGAAUUGAGCCAUCUACAAAUGCAAAAAUGGAGCCAUUACAUGAAGUGAAAGUGCAGCCAUCACCUAAAAUAGAACCAUCACUUAUUGCGAAGAAUGAGCCAUUAGCGAAGAAAAAUAGAAAAAUCUUUAUAAGAUUUAGAAAGACAAUGAGAGAAUGUUUAUGCUUGAACCAGAAUAGAGAUUGCAACAAUUUUUGAUUGGACAGACCUAUAUUGUCCUAAUACAUUGCAUGUGUUUUGUAAUAUUAUUCUGGGAUAGAGGAUAAGACAAUGCUUAUGUUUUAUAUA